AUGGAUUUUUCCACCACCAUUGCCAACACUCCACCACAACCACCACUAGCUCUGCGGCCACAGAUCCAUUACCACCGCCACCACUCCACCCCUCUUCUCCACUUCCAUCGCCACAACCGCCAUAACUCUACAACCACUGUCGCCACUACUCCACUACCACCAUCACCUAUCUUCCACUACCACUGUGACCACUCUACCACUGUCGCCACUCACUCUUUUCCAUCACCACCACCACCACUGUUACUGCCACCGCCGCCAUUUCGCCACCACCACCAUUACCUCUCAUCCACCAUCUUCAUACCACCACUGUUGCCACUACACUGCCACCACUACAAAUAUCAACUCUAUAGUACUUCCACCACCACCACCACCACCACCACUACCACAACCACUGCCACCAUUUCUCUUCCAUCACCACCGCCUUACUUCACCACUCUCAUCACCACUGUUGCCGUCGCCACUCAAUCUCCACCACCGCCUCUCCACUACCCCCACUACUCCACCUCCACCACCUCUUUUCCUUUACCAAUACUGACACUUCACUUCCACCAACCCAGUUAA
Messenger RNA from Camellia sinensis, 561 nucleotides. The record is from RefSeq and is a predicted model, not a curated record. Lineage: Eukaryota; Viridiplantae; Streptophyta; Magnoliopsida; Ericales; Theaceae.